AUGGAUAGUUGGGUUCAUAAUGAGCAUGCCAUACCCCUCACAACAGCAUUCACAACAAUUGUUGUAGUAGUUGCAUUUUUGUUUGAAGAAAUGCACCAACCUACGGUGUCAAGGUCUCGACAGCCUUCUCUUUUCAGAGACCUAACUAGGAAGCACCACAUGGAACGUAUAUUAAGGGGUGGACUAGACUACUGUGUUAGUUACCUUAGGAUGGAUGUAGGGCCGUUCAUGCAUUUAUCCUCCAUUAUGCGUGAUAGGCACUUACUUGUGGAUACAAGACAUGUGUCCAUUGAGGAGCAACUAGCAAUUUUCCUACACAUAGUUGGGCACAAUACGAAGAAUACAACAAUGCGAAUAGAGUUUCUCCGGUCAGGGGAAACAAUUAGCAUAUAUUUUAAUAAUGUUCUAAAUGCGGUAUGUGCACUAUGUGAUGACUUUGUACAACCUCCUAGUGGGAUCUAUCACCCCGAGAUUGAAGCUAACCAAAAUUGGUAUCCUCACUUCAAAGACUGUGUUGGGUUGUUGGAUGGUACGCAUGUUGAUGCGUCCGUUCCCCCGUUAGAGUUACCACAUUUUCGUGGUCGGAAAGGACCAAAGCAAAAUGUGCUAGCGGUAGUCAACCCAGACCUCAAGUUCACCUAUGUACUUGCUGGUUGGAAAGGAUCUGCAAAUGAUUUCACCGUAUUAAGAGACGCAAUAUCACGGCCACAACCUGAGGGCCUCAAGAUAAUAGAAGGUUGCCAAUCUUGUCUUUACCUUUUAGAUCCUCAACCUUUUGCAAUUGAAUUAUGA
Molecule: messenger RNA, 792 nt
Organism: Dioscorea cayenensis subsp. rotundata (Guinea yam)
Lineage: Eukaryota; Viridiplantae; Streptophyta; Magnoliopsida; Dioscoreales; Dioscoreaceae
Product: protein ALP1-like
Exons: 2
Coding region: 1-792 (263 amino acids)
Source: RefSeq, a predicted model, not a curated record